Anisakis simplex (herring worm) is the source of this 417-nucleotide messenger RNA. The record is from the annotation of a GenBank genome assembly. Lineage: Eukaryota; Metazoa; Nematoda; Chromadorea; Rhabditida; Anisakidae.
GUAGCUUUAAACGAGGAGAUCCCAUUGCGAUUGUAUAUACGAGAUGCUAACGGUACAGUGUUCAGCGUAGACGAUGUAACGACAAUGCAAAUCAGUCUUGAAAUGAGCUCGCAAGCAUCGGAUUUGAUUUCAGUUAUAAGAGAAGACGCAUUGAACUAUCGUAUUCGUGGUGUUACCAUUGGUACAGUGACGUUGAGCGCCACUGUGAGAUCAGCAUCACAACAUGAACUGCGCAGUGUAGAGCAUGAAAUGCAGGUGUUUGCACCGUUGCGUUUAUUACCUGAAAUGAUAACACUCGUGCCAGAAUCGCAAUUCCAGGGUGUCGAAGAAAUUCGUUGCUUUAUUGUCAUUUUGUAUAUGGAGAGAUUUAUGCAAGGAUUGCGAAUAAUUGAUGUGAUGUUAUGCAGUUGGAAGUGA